AUGGCGUGCUGCCACAGCGAGAAGACCAACUCCAGCAGCCUUCCCGCCCCGCGGCUACUACGCAGUGCAAUUCUUCUUCUGCUACUGCUUCUCUCGCCUUCGGCAUUCGCGGUCACGUAUAACGUUAGCGCUGAUGGCGACGGGUUCGAUCUUUAUGAAGCGAUGGACCUGGCGCAGGCCGGGGACACGGUGAACCUCCAAAACGGCACCUACGACAGCGCCCUGGUUUCAGUCAGGGACGGCGAGUUCGGCAGUCCGAUCACCGUGGCCGGCGGGCCCGGGGCCAUCAUCAAGGGGUCCUCCAGCAGCCGCUCCGUCGAGAAGACCAACUCCAGCAGCCUUCCCGCCCCGCGGCUACUACGCAGUGCAAUUCUUCUUCUGCUACUGCUUCUCUCGCCUUCGGCGUUCGCGGUCACGUACAACGUUAGCGCUGAUGGCGACGGGUUCGAUCUUUAUGAAGCGAUGGACCUGGCGCAGGCCGGGGACACGGUGAACCUCCAAAACGGCACCUACGACAGCGCCCUGGUUUCCGUCAGGGACGGCGAGUUCGGCAGUCCGAUCACCGUGACCGGCGGGCCCGGGGCCAUCAUCAAGGGGUCCUCCAGCAGCCGCUCCGUGCUCAUCGCGCACAGCUUCAUCACGCUCAAGAUGUCUUCGGAAUAUUGGUUCAUGCCGAUGGGCCGUCUUUGUGCUUCGGUGGUCCUGCCGCGCAGAGAGGCUCGAAACUGCUCCACCGCGUGCAGCUGCCAGAAACUACCCAAGGUGCUAAGCACGGGCCUGCAAGUACGGCAACAGCAUGGACUGCACUAUGCCGUGAUUCAGGCGAGGGGGGCGGGGAAGACGCCGGAGCAGAAGAAGGCAGCCGAGGCGAAGGCGCUUGCGGCUGCGCAGGAAGUGCGCAAGAAGUCGAUGGCAGCGACCAGGGAAGCCUUCAACACGUGGACGAGCAAGAGAGCCUCCCGGAAGGAGCAGCUACGGCUGUGGAUUUUGCGCAACACGAUGAAUUUUUCGAGGAAAUGGUUGGGCGGGCACGCUCAGGCAUGAAUGGGGAGGGUACGUAUCUAUAUGUCGCGGUGUGUUGUAGUGUUGGUUUCUCGCGUUUAGGCGCGGUAGAGGCGUUCGUCAUGGUCACCAACUC
Messenger RNA from Ectocarpus sp. CCAP 1310/34, 1138 nucleotides. Lineage: Eukaryota; Phaeophyceae; Ectocarpales; Ectocarpaceae. The record is from the annotation of a GenBank genome assembly.